UUAAGAGUUUGCCAUUGCAAUUUACUACUAACAUGGGUUUGAUUGGGUUCCUUGAUUGAAAAUUUUACCAACCAAAAUCUAACCCAAUCAAAGUUUCGAAACCUCAUCAACCCACAAAAAGUCGAAUCGAAUUGAGGCAUUGGGUUAGAUUGGGUUCGUCAGGUAAGCGGGCUGAAUGCAUACGCAUAGACCAUAGUUGGUGUAAUCAAGUUUCCAACACACAUUGGGCCGAAUAUUAAGGCUAGAGCCAGAAUCCAUUCUAGAAUGCAACACAAGUAAAUAUCCAACAUUCCAUACCCUUGUAUUGUAUGUUUCCGAGUACGCCCGAAGAACCCAAAGCCCAUUAUUUUUGUUGAUCGAUUUCAAUCUUUCGAAGAGCAACAGAAAUGGAGAAAGCGCUGAGAGUCUAUGGUGAGGUCCUGAGGCUAGUGAGGCGGUUGCCAAAGGACACAAGGCCUUACUACGCCAAGUACGCCCGUGAAAACUUCGUCAACUACAGAGAGGUCGACGCCAAAGAUUCCAAUGCCCUUGACGAGCUCUUCCACCGCGCUUACAACCACUCCAUCUGGGUCCUCAACAAGUAUUCGGUGGAUAAAUCGGUGGCGGAUAAGCUGAAGGAGAUCUGUUUUCCUUAUGUCUACAACUUUUCUGAGAAUGGGUGUGUUUGAAACAAAUGGAGAAUACUCAGACGAUGUAACGUGUCUGUAUUCGUGUAAUAAGAGGACGUUGUAUUUGUAUGUUGGUUGCUUUUCUAGAAUGCCCAUAAUUCGUGUGUUUGAUUGCAUAAUAUAUCCAAUGCUGCAAUAAGGAUUUUGAUUGUGUAUAA
Messenger RNA from Quercus robur (English oak), 826 nucleotides. RefSeq names its product LYR motif-containing protein At3g19508. Bases 387 to 668 code for a protein of 93 amino acids. Lineage: Eukaryota; Viridiplantae; Streptophyta; Magnoliopsida; Fagales; Fagaceae. The record is from RefSeq and is a predicted model, not a curated record. The transcript is spliced from 4 exons.